Messenger RNA from Passer domesticus (house sparrow), 1365 nucleotides. Its product is annotated as acrosin-like. Gene Ontology annotation, biological process: proteolysis; acrosome reaction. The record is from RefSeq and is a predicted model, not a curated record. The transcript is spliced from 5 exons. Lineage: Eukaryota; Metazoa; Chordata; Aves; Passeriformes; Passeridae. The coding region runs from base 96 to 1190 and encodes 364 amino acids. Gene Ontology annotation, molecular function: serine-type endopeptidase activity.
UGAACCAGCUGCUCUGUGACAUCAGCCCUGGGGCCAAAGGUACUGCAUUAGUUGAUGGCUGCACUGAAUGAGCCCUCACUCCUUGCAGUUGAUGCAUGCCACAGGAAGUGAUGAAUUUGCUAUGCCUCCUUGUCCUACUGGCCAUGUGUAGAUCUGUGCUCAGCACAUGGGACACCUGUGGAGGGACCUGUGGUCUCUGGCCCAUGUCUGCUUCCUAUGAGCCCAUGGCUCCAGACUAUGACCCCAUGGCUCCAGACUAUGGUGAACUGCACAUCGUUGGUGGCACAGCUGUCCAACCAGGAGCCUGGGCUGGGAUUGUCAGCAUCCAGGAUCCCUGGGAACCAGGCACAGGGCAUAUCUGUGGAGGGUCCCUCAUCAGCACAGAGUGGGUCCUCACAGCUGCCCACUGCUUCAUCAAUGCCAGGAACACCAAUAUGUGGCAUGUGGUGGCUGGGGCUACCCGUUUGACUCAGCUGGGCCCUGAGGUGCAAGUGCGCCAGAUUAAGCAGCUACGGGUUCAUGAACACUAUAUUCCUGGUGAGGAGAGGAACAACAUUGCCUUGCUGAAAUUGGACAAGCCCGUCGUGUGCAGCCACUACGUACAGCUGGGCUGUGUGCCUGACACCACACUGAAAGUGUCAGAGCUGGAAGCCUGUUACAUUGCUGGCUGGGGUACUACCACUACAAGAGCUCAAAGACCAAGUGACAUCCUACAGGAGGCCAAGGUCCACCUCAUUGAUAUCCAGCUCUGUAACAGCAGCAUCUGGAACACCGGGGCCAUCCACACUCAAAAUCUGUGUGCUGGUUACUCAGUGGGUGGCAUCAACCCCUGCCAGGGUGACAACGGUGGUCCUCUGGUGUGCAAAGAUAACAAUGCUGCCUUCUUCUGGCUUGUUGGUGUGGCCAGCUUGGGGAAAGGCUGUGAGACAGCAAACCAGCUUGGAGUCUACACCUCCGUUCAGCACUUCUAUGAGUGGAUUCUGGUCCAGAUAGACCCGCAGCCAGACAGAAGGACAUCAAGACAUUCUAUGACUGCCCUAACCCCCCCUCAGAAGCCAAGGCCAAUACCAACACCGCUGGACAGGUUUAGCUCCUGCCCAUUUUCACUCCAGAAGCUGGUGGAAUUUUUUACUCAGGUGCAGGAUCUCUUUCAGGUCCUAAGGAGAAAACUGGCCAGAGAAAGAGGAUGAGCAGGAUCCAGUGCAGGCUGCAGUGGACCAUGCCCAUUUCCAGGGCAAUGCCUUGUGAUCCAAAGAGCCUCAGUGUCCAAGGCCUGCCCUAUCCAUCUCAUACUUCUCCUCUGUGUGCACACAAAUCCUGAAUCUGACUUAGUUGUGGAAAUAAAGUUGCCUGAUUUCACUGCUA